Rasamsonia emersonii CBS 393.64 is the source of this 1176-nucleotide messenger RNA. Its product is annotated as Trans-1,2-dihydrobenzene-1,2-diol dehydrogenase. The record is from RefSeq and is a predicted model, not a curated record. The transcript has 4 exons. NCBI's taxonomy places the organism in Eukaryota, Fungi, Ascomycota, Eurotiomycetes, Eurotiales, Trichocomaceae. Bases 1 to 1176 code for a protein of 391 amino acids. Gene Ontology annotation, molecular function: nucleotide binding.
AUGGCGAGCCCGUUCAACGCACGGUGGGGUAUUCUGGCUACUGGUGGGAUUGCUGCAACCUUCGUAAAGGAUCUCUUGAAAAACCCCAAACUACGAGGGACCAACGAUGUCACUCAUACGGUGACUGCCGUCGCCUCGUCUUCAUCCAAGGCCCGGGCGGAGCAGUUCAUCGCUGAGACCAAGAUCCCCGGGCCUUGCGCCGCAUACGGCUCGUACGCGGAGCUCGUCAAGGACCCCAAUGUCGACAUCAUCUAUGUAGCCACGCCGCACUCGCACCACUACCAGAACACAAUGCUCGCGCUGGAGGCAGGCAAGCAUGUCCUCUGCGAGAAGGCCUUCACCGUCAACGCAGCGCAGGCGAAGAUCCUGUGCGAAACGGCCAAGAAGAAGAACCUGUUCUUGAUGGAAGCCGUCUGGACCCGGUACUUCCCUCUCAGCAUCAAGGUCCGGGAAUUGAUCCAGAAGGGCGAAAUUGGCGAAGUGCUGCGCGUUAUCGCCGAUAACAGCUUUGGCGAGGAUGUCGAAACGGUCUGGGGGACACAACACCGCAUGGUGAACAAGGAUCUGGCUGGAGGUGCACUGCUCGACUUGGGUAUCUACUCUCUCACCUGGGUCUUCCAGACUCUCUACCACACUCUUCCCCGGUCCCAGCGCAAGCCUCCAUCCGCCAUUGCGACACACAUGACCCCGUACCACCUCACAGGCGCCGACGAGGCGACCACGAUGCUCAUCACCUUCCCCACGACCACUCCGUCCAACCUGCCUAAUCAGACCUCGCACGCCGUCGCCAUGACGCACCUCCGCAUCGCGACGGAUCCGGACAAGAACAACUCCACCCGGCCCGCGAUUCGUAUUCAGGGUACCAAGGGUGAAAUCCAGGUCGAUGGACCGGCAUUCCGUCCUGUGAGAUUCCGAGUGAUUCCCCGCAAGGAUGAGAAUGCCACCGAGCCUGUGACCAUCCGCGAGGAGACCUUCCCCUUCCCUGACAACGGCCAUGGUAUGUACUGGGAGGCAGACGAGGCGGCACGGUGCGUGCGGGAUGGCAAGCUCGAAAGCGAGACACUGCCCUGGGAGGAGAGCAUCCUCAUCAUGGAGGUCAUGGAUGAGGUCCGCAGACAGGGUGGAUUAACCUACCCUGAGAAGAUUGAGUCGACCGUCUACCCUCUGCAGCUGUAA